AGGUUAGACGUUAACGGAAACGAGACGUCGUGAUCGAGGAUUUCGUGUAUUUUCAGGGCACAGAUAACUUAAGAAGCUCUUACUAUUCAUUUUUUUAAGUAUUUCGAAGUUUGAGAGGCCAAAGGCAACGUGUUGAUCAUCAUGGAGCAGCCGUCCAUCAACAAAAUUCACCGUAAUUUACAAGAUGUCUCAUUGCCAUCGACUAUUGAAGAUCUCAAAAAUCCAACGGAGGAUUACAUAGUGAAUUUAUUAACCACAUUCUUAUUACAGUUCUGUAUCAAUAUGAAUUUGAUUGAUCAGCCACUUCCAGAACAACUUGACGCUAUGGCAUAUUACGAAGAUUCUGAUGUAAUAAAUCUUAUAAAUUUACACGCAGUUGUGGCACGGAUAUUUGAUAAGAUAUUUAUACAUGAUUUUUGUCUCACCGACAUUACUAGUCCAGGACAAAAGCGAUUUAGAAAGCAGGCACAAUAUCUGUCUAACUUUGUAUUGUAUACACUGCAUACAAAGUCUAAAUUUAAUGAAAAAAUGGAUGAAAUACAGACUAUGUCUAAACUGCUAAAAGAACUGAAAGAAAGAAAGGCUCAAGUUUCAGAAGCUAUUAAUAAUAAGCUUAUGCACAAAGCGAAGCAGUUAUCCAUGAUAGAAAAACUAGAAGCUGAGAUACGACAUGUACAGUCAAGAACCGGACAAUUUAAUAAGAAGGGACUGGAACUCGAAGUAAUGAAAAAUGAUAUAGAAAAGGAAAAUCAAAAAGCCAAAGAACUUUAUGGCUCCGUGAAGACAACAGCAAAGAAACUGUCCAAGAUGAUAACUGAAAUACAGUCAGAAGUUGUAAAUUCGCCAGAGGAAUAUCGAUCCCGUUUAAAUGAGAUUGAAAACCAACACAAGUUAAAAGUAAAAGAACGUAGUGAAGUGCAGAAUGCUAUUCAGGACAAGAAACAGUUAAUAAAACAAGUCGGAGAGAAAUUAAACUUUGUCAAAAAAAUGACUGGCGAUUUUUGUAUAUUGGCAGAUAUAUAUAAAGAGCAACAGAGCAAGAAAGCGAAGUUAGAUGAGGUUAAAAAAGAAACUGAUUUAUUCAACAAUAUAUGGAUAGAAUCAAAAACUAAAUUAGCAAAGCACAAAGAUCAAGUGGACACUGAAAAGAACAACUUACAAACAUACCGUGAAGAAGACAUGCGUCCAUUGUGCGAUCUGUAUACCCAAUUAUUAAGUGAAAGAAAGAUACGGAAAACUAAAUUAGAUAAAGAUCAAGAUUGUUUCAAUGAAAAAUGCUUGAAAAGAAACAAAUUACAAGCAGAUGUUAAGAAGAUAGAGGAAGAAACUGUAAUUUUUAUCAACAGUUGCCAAGAGACUUAUAAUAAUGAAAUUGCUAAUGAGCUUGAAUUACGGAAAGUUUGGAAAGAAGAAUAAUCAUAAAAUCUAAAAAUUUCUGUUUUCUCUUACUUUUUAAUAAGAUGUAGAAUACUAUAAAAAAAAUUUUUUUCCAUGAAUAGUUUAUGUAUAUCAAAGAUAAUAUUCUAUGUAUAUUUUUUAUCGAAAAUUUGUAAUUUAUUGUUCAAAUAUAAGUACUCUUUUACAUAACAACAAA
This is a messenger RNA of Temnothorax curvispinosus, 1594 nucleotides long. RefSeq names its product probable kinetochore protein nuf2. The transcript is spliced from 9 exons. Gene Ontology annotation, cellular component: kinetochore; Ndc80 complex. The record is from RefSeq and is a predicted model, not a curated record. Bases 142 to 1416 code for a protein of 424 amino acids. Lineage: Eukaryota; Metazoa; Arthropoda; Insecta; Hymenoptera; Formicidae.